This is a messenger RNA of Aphidius gifuensis, 3417 nucleotides long. RefSeq names its product metal-response element-binding transcription factor 2 (gene Pcl). Lineage: Eukaryota; Metazoa; Arthropoda; Insecta; Hymenoptera; Braconidae. The coding region runs from base 259 to 2889 and encodes 876 amino acids. The record is from RefSeq and is a predicted model, not a curated record. Gene Ontology annotation, molecular function: DNA binding; chromatin binding. The transcript has 6 exons. Gene Ontology annotation, biological process: regulation of DNA-templated transcription; chromatin organization. Gene Ontology annotation, cellular component: nucleus.
AAUUUUAUUGUUAAUAUAUCAAUUAAUAAACAACUUCUUAAAUUUCGUAUGUUAUAAACAAAUUAUUUAACUAUAUAAUUUAUUAAACUAUCGCGGUUUUGGAUUCAAAGUUUGGGCUGACAUUCUGGAGCUGGAUGCGCGCGAUUGUCGCGAAUGGCCGACACAAAAAUUGACAAAAAUCCAGCCAAGGAUGAAGGAUAACAAUCAUAUCAAGACUGAAUAAAGUGGCCAAAAUAAGCCAAGCUGAAAGACAUAAAGAUGUCUGAACCAGAGGACUGUCCGGCUGUACCGGAUAGUACAACAAGAGAACAACGCCUUGGUUUUUCUCAUGGUGAAGAUGUUUUACUUCAGCAUAAAGAUGGAAAAUAUUAUCUUGGUACAAUUGUUGAAGUUGAUUUAACAAGAGAUAAAUGUUUAAUUAAAUUUUUGGAUAAUACAUCAGCAUGGUCAUCUGUCAAGGAUCUAACAAAACUAACAAUGCUUGAUUCUGAUGUUAUGUGUGUACUAUGUAAAAAAUCACAACCAAAAAAUGACAAUGAUAUUGUUGUUUGUGAUAAAUGUGGAAGGGGUUAUCAUCAACUUUGUCAUCAGCCACAAGUAUCAAAAGAUGAUACAUCACCAGAUUCACAUUGGAUUUGUAAACGUUGUGUUGAUAGUCAACCAAGAAUAAGAGAAAGUAAUGAUCCAAAAAAUUCAAUGAUAAAAGCAAAUAUACGAAAAGUUUGUAGUGGUAGAGAUCAACCUCAACCACCACCAGAAGACAUGACAAAACUUCCAUAUGAUCCAAAUAUGUUACAAUGGGAUUCACAUCAUCGUGUUAAUGCUGAACAAAUAUAUUGUUAUUGUGGUUUAAAUGGUGAAUGGUAUACACAAAUGCUACAAUGUGCUAGAUGUAAACAAUGGUUUCAUGAAAAAUGUGUUAGCUGUUUAACUUAUCCUCUAUAUAGUGGUGAUAGAUUUUAUGUAUUUGUUUGUUCAACGUGCAAUAAUGGAAAAGAAUUUGUAAGACGUCUUGAAGUUAAAUGGGUUGAUCUUGUACAUUUAAUGUUGUAUAAUUUAACUGUAUACAAUGCUAAAAAAUAUUAUGAUUUGGAUACUAAAAUUAUUCCUUAUGCUGAAAAAAAUUGGAAUAAUUUUCAAUUACCAUCUAGAUUUCUUGAUGUUACAUCAAAAGAACUUAGAACAACAAUAUUAUCAGUUUUAACUGAUAAUAGAAAUCGUUUUAAAUGUGGUAAAGAAAUUAAAAAACGUACAACAAUAUGGGGUUUAAGAGUACGUUUACCACCACCAUGUCCAGUUGUUAAUCUUCCACCAACUGGUUUUAUUGAUGAUGAAGUAUUAAAACGUUGUUGGGGUGGUGUUAAUAAAAGACUACAAUAUUUAUCUCCAUUAUCUACUUCAAUAUGUUCAACUCUUUCAUCAUCUUCAGCUUCAUUGGCAGUUGAUAAUCCUGAUUCAACUAUUCCUUCUCCAUCACACAAUUUAAUUAAUUUACAAGAUAAUACAAAACAAUUGACGUCAUUUAAACAAAGCCCAGCUGUGAGUGUUGAAAUUUCAGUAAAUCCAUCAGAUGUUGUAGCACAAAAUACAGUAUUUGAAAAAACAAUUCAAAAUAAUCAUCAAGCAUGUCCAAGUUUAACUAAUAAUCAGACAGAUAUAUCAACUCAAUCAUUGAGAGAAAGGUACAGUGGUGGUGGAUUUGUUAAAAAAACUGUCCCAUUUCCCAAAUUAAGUUUACAAAAGAAAAGAAGAUUGAUGUCAAUUGAUGGUACACGUGAUACAAUGCUGAGAAAAAAUGUUAAAAUUGACCAAGCUGAUGAUGAAUUGACCAAAGCACAAGAGGAUCGUAAAGCAAUAUUUCGAAAAGCUAGAAAAUUAGUUAAAAAUGCAAUUGCAAAGAGUAAACCAAGAAGUCUUGAUGCAACUGAUUUACCACCAACACCACCAACAUCAAUAUCAAAUCCUCCAACACCACCAACAACAUCAACAACAUCAUCUCUAUCUUCUUCAUCAUCAUCAUCAUCCUCUUCAUCAUCUUCAUCAUCAUUAUCAUUAUCAUUAUCAGCAACAAGUGAAUUAUCAGUGCCAAAUUUAGUUGAUUUACCAGCAACAACACCAGCAGAUGAAACAAGUGGUGAUGAAACAAGUUCACGUGGUACAUUAGAUUCAUUUAUACCACCACCAAAAGAUUUUGAAGGAAAAAAUAAUCCAUUUCGUAAUCUUAGUGAAUUACUUAAUCCUGGUCAAGUUAAUAAUACAACAAUUAAUUAUAAUAAUUGUCCAAUAACAUUACCAUUACCAUUAACACCUGUGAUAACACAACAACCAAUAAAAAGGCCAACAAAACGUCAAUUAUCAGAAAAAGAUAUUAUUGUUGAUAGUAAUGGACAAGUUAAAAGACGUAGACAACAUAGACGUGGUAGACCACCAAAUUCACAAAAUCAACAUCAACAAACAGCAGCAAGUAAAAAUGCUGCAAUAUUACCACCAAGAACAAAUGAUAUUAAAGGUGAAUUUGUUAGAAAUUUAAGAAGUUCAUUAAAUAAUAAUAAUAAUACAACAACAAAUAAUCAAAUUGGUAAUUGUGUUAAUUAUGCAUUAAAUGGAAGAAGACUUAGACAACGUCAAAGUAAUGAUAAAAUAAUACAACAAGAAUUACAACAACAACAACAAAAAUUAAUUAAAAGUGUUCCAACUUCACCAAAGUGUUCACCUGUUAAACAAAAUGCACCAGAUAUUAAUAUGGAUGAUUUAAAAUCAUCAGUUAAUAUGUAUUUUGGUGCUGCAAAUAGAAUUGCAUCUGGUGAAAAAUUUGUUAUAAGAGCCAAGAGAAUAGGUCCAAAUGGACAAUCACAGUAUCUUAUUGAAUGGGAAGGUUUCAAAACAUAACGGUAAUGGAUUUUAUUUUUUUUAAUUAUUAUUUUCUUAUAUUAAACAUUCAUUUUUUUGGCUUAUGUACACAAAAAGUAUUUGACAAUUUAAUCAAAUACUACACAGCGUAGAAGUGACCAAUUUAAUUAUAUUUUCUUUUUUGUUUUUUUUUGUUAAUUAAAUUGAAAAAUAUGGACUGCUUAACAGAUUUUUUUUUAACUUACUGCCGUUUAUUUAAUUAAUUUACAACGUUUGGCUUUAAAUAACUUUUGAAUAGAAAAAAAAAAAACCAAAUAAAAAAUUAUUCACUGUAAAAAAUUACCGUCCACAAAUUCAUAAAUUUAAUUGAGAAAAAAAAAGUUAACGAAAUCAUUUUUUUUGUUUUUCCAUGAAAGUAACGUUAGUUAAUUGAUUUUUAUUUUUUUCUUUUUUUUUUUUGUAAAUAUAGAAUAAAAGAUGGGCAAAUAACGUCAACUUAUAUAUAAGCCGUGAAUAUAAAUAAGAUUAAAUGUAAUAAAAUUGAAAAAAAGAUUAAAAAAAAAAAAA